This is a messenger RNA of Ornithorhynchus anatinus (platypus), 3649 nucleotides long. It is a transcript of the gene VPS35L, whose product is annotated as VPS35 endosomal protein sorting factor like. The record is from RefSeq and is a predicted model, not a curated record. The coding region runs from base 265 to 2964 and encodes 899 amino acids. Gene Ontology annotation, cellular component: endosome. Gene Ontology annotation, biological process: endocytic recycling. NCBI's taxonomy places the organism in Eukaryota, Metazoa, Chordata, Mammalia, Monotremata, Ornithorhynchidae. The transcript is spliced from 31 exons.
AGAAACUACAAAGCUGAAUUUGAAUCAUGCAGGCUAGAGACUGUACCACUGGAUUUUGGGGAUUAUCAUCCAUUGAAACCCAUUACGUUUGUCCAAGUAAGAAAAAGGACUCAUUGGGUACCAAUAAGAACUGAAUCCAUCGGCCACCGUUUUCUGAAAAAAUCUGUCCAUCGCUGUUCUCUCUAGAAAGUGACCGAAUCAAAGACGAAGAAAGUGGGCAGGAAAGGAAGUACUUCCUCAACUUCAUCUUCCUCCUCCAGCUCCAUGAUAGACCCCCUGAGCAGUGUCCUGGAUGGCACUGACCCACUCUCUGUAUUUGCAGCAACAGCGGAUCCGGUGAUGACCACCGCUAGUUUGGACAGUUCAAGGAAGAAACGGGACAGAGAUGAUCAUUCAACUGUGGGAUUUGAUUUUGAACCAUGGUCAAGCAAACGGGGUGAAAUUCUUGCUAGGUACACAACAACGGAAAAACUCUCUAUUAAUCUGUUUAUGGGAUCCGAAAAAGGCAAAACAGCAUCCUCUGCCUCCGCAGUGUCUGAGAAGGUGAGGACUCGCUUGGAGGAACUGGAUGACCUUGAAGAGGGAUCCCAGAAGGAGCUGUUAAAUUUGACCCAGCAAGAUUACAUGAACCGCAUCGAAGAGCUCAAUCAGUCUUUGAAGGAUGCCUGGGCCUCAGACCAAAAAGUCAAAGCCCUAAAAAUAGUCAUUCAGUGUUCAAAGCUUCUCUCGGACACAACGGUAAUCCAGUUCUACCCCAGCAAAUUUGUUUUGAUCACGGAUAUACUCGAUACAUUUGGAAAAUUAGUGUACGAACGGAUUUUGUCUAUGUGUGUGGAGAAUCGCAAUGUCUUACCAGAUCAUUUUUCUCCAGAGAAUGUAAAUGACAUAGCUAAAGAAACCUGCUUAAACUGGUUCUUCAAGAUUGCAUCAAUCAGAGAACUCAUCCCCAGAUUCUAUGUGGAAGCAGCCAUCUUGAAGUGCAACAAAUUUUUAUCCAAAAUAGGAAUUUCAGAAUGUCUCCCUCGACUCACUUGCAUGAUAAGAGGGAUUGGCGAUCCAUUGGUUUCAGUUUAUGCCAGAGCGUAUCUGUGCAGGGUUGGGAUGGAAGUUGCUCCACAUCUCAAAGAAAGCCUAAAUAAGAAUUUCUUUGACUUCCUUCUUACAUUUAAGCAGAUUCAUGGGGAUACAGUCCAAAAUCAACUGGUGGUCCAGGGUGUGGAAAUUCCACUGUACCUAACUUUGUAUUCUCCUGCUAUAGAUUGGAUUUUGCAGUGCGUUGCUUACCACGCUCCUGAGGUUCUACUUACAGAGAUGAUGGAGAGAUGCAGGAAAUUGGGGAACAAUGCUUUGCUGUUGAAUUCCGUGAUGUCAGCAUUCAGAGCUGAAUUUAUUGCUAUGAGAUCUAUGGAUUUUAUUGGCAUGAUUAAAGAAUGUGAUGAAUCUGGAUUCCCCAAGCAUCUCCUCUUCCGUUCUCUUGGAUUAAACCUGGCUUUGGCCGACCCUCUCGAGGGUGAUCGACUUCAGAUAUUAAACGAAGCCUGGAAAGUCAUCACUAAACUGAAGAAUCCUCAGGACUAUAUUAACUGUGCUGAAGUCUGGGUAGAGUAUACUUGCAGACAUUUUACGAAACGUGAGGUGAAUACUGUUUUAGCGGAUGUCAUCAAACACAUGACGCCAGAUCGUGCAUUUGAAGAUGCAUAUCCACAGCUUCAUUCAAUAAUUAAGAAAGUCAUCGCCUACUUCCAUGAUUUUUCUGUGCUUUUCUCAGUGGAGAAAUUCCUGCCAUUUCUGGAUAUGUUCCAGAAGGAGAGUGUCCGAGUGGAGGUUUGUAAGUGCAUUAUGGAAGCUUUUAUUAAGCAUCAGCAAGAGCCAACAAAAGAUCCUGUCAUCCUGAAUGCCCUUCUGCAUGUUUGUAAGACUAUGCACGACUCUGUAAAUGCUCUCACCCUUGAGGAUGAAAAACGAAUGCUGGCAUCUCUCAUUAAUGGAUUUAUAAAAAUGGUUUCAUUUGGCCGUGAUUUUGAGCAACAGCUGAGUUUUUAUGUUGAAGCCAGGUCGAUGUUUUGCAAUUUGGAACCUGUUCUUGUCCAACUGAUUCAUAGUGUGAACCAGUUGGCGAUGGAAACAAGAAAAGUAAUGAAGGGAAACCAUUCUAGGAAGACAGCUGCAUUUGUUCGGGCUUGUAUUGCCUUCUGCUUUAUUACCAUUCCAUCCCUGGUUGGUAUCUUCACCCGGCUCAAUCUCUACCUGCAUUCUGGUCAGGUUGCCUUGGCAAACCAGUGCCUUUCUCAAGCCGACGCAUUUUUCAAAGCUGCAGUGAGCCUUGUUCCUGAAGUCCCUAAAAUGAUAAGUAUAGAUGGAAAGAUGCGGCCCUCGGAAUCAUUCCUUCUGGAAUUCCUCUGCAACUUCUUUUCCACUUUAUUGAUAGUUCCAGAUCAUCCAGAGCAAGGUGUUCUGUUUCUUGUGCGAGGGUUGCUGAAUGUAAUCCAGGACUACACUUGGGAAGAUAACAGUGAUGACAAAAUCCGGAUUUAUACCAACGUCUUACAUCUCCUCUCGGCAGUGAGCCAAGAGACCUACAUAUACCAUGUAGACAAAGUCGAUUCCAAUGACAAUCUCUACGGUGGAGACGCUAAAUUCCUGGCUGAAAAUAACAAACUCUGUGAGACGGUGGUCACCCAGAUCUUGGAGCACCUCAAGACUCUGGGAAAGGAUGAGACUCUGAAACGCCAGAGUGUGCUGGCCCUGUCCUUCUUCAACAGCAUCUUAGCUCACGGCGAUCUGCGGAACAAUAAGCUUAACCAGCUGUCAGUUAACCUCUGGAACCUCGCUCAGAAGCACGGCUUCGCGGACACCAAGACCACGGUGAACACUCUGGAAUACAUCAAAAAACGAAGCAAACAGCCAGAAAUGAGUCACUUAACCGAACUAGCCCUGAGACUUCCGCUGCAGACGAGAACCUGAGAACCUCUGCCCCUUUCCUGCCCCCUGUGCCCGGAGGCCACAGAGUGUGGAUCGUGAAGUGGGCGCUCUAUCCCGGAACCUCUUCGCAAUUCACGGUGUUUUCACUGUAAGCAUCCCUUAGCGUAGAACGGAUCAAUCUGUGCUUCGGCCCGUGUCCGGAUCAAUCUGAAGGUGGAGAGGAAUUUCAAAGGAACGUUGGAACGUAAAGAUCGGGCAACUACCGACUGCAUCUGUAAGUUUCUAAUUUGCAGAUUACCUUUCACACCUAAGGAGCCUUUUACAGGUGAAUCUGAUGUUGGGCCUUUAGAAAUGGUAAGAAUUGAAGAACAUAAAUGUGUCGUAAGCCUCAGAACUUCCUUUUGCCCCAGGUACCUUUUGCUUUAUGGAAGCCUGAUAGUCCGCCAAGAAACAGCACUUCCCUUUCACUUUUUUUUUUUUUUUUAAUCCUCGAGUUUGAACCGGGACAAAACCGUUAAGUCUCUCUAAAGCUCGAUGUCGUCGUACCUGCCGACUGUAAAAUAAUCCAUGUCGGAAAGCUUCCCCUCAGAGAUUGUGAUGCGGCUCUCAGAGGGCUCUUAGCAAUAAUCCGUGGCACGAGGGACGAGGAGGAAACGUUAUAAUGAAGCUCACUGUACCUUUAAAGAAAAGUUAUCACCGAAUAAACCUGCACUGACUGCGCUUCUUA